Sarcophilus harrisii (Tasmanian devil) is the source of this 9109-nucleotide messenger RNA. RefSeq names its product pleckstrin homology and FYVE domain containing 1 (gene PLEKHF1). The record is from RefSeq and is a predicted model, not a curated record. Gene Ontology annotation, molecular function: phosphatidylinositol binding; metal ion binding. The transcript is spliced from 2 exons. Lineage: Eukaryota; Metazoa; Chordata; Mammalia; Dasyuromorphia; Dasyuridae. Bases 605 to 1558 code for a protein of 317 amino acids.
UAUAAGAUUAACAUGGCUAAGUAUAAUGUUAAGAUUGCAAAAGGAAAAAAGUGAGACCAGAACAGAGGUGAUGGAUAGGGAAAGUCAGGACAAAUAGUAACUGAAGGUUGAAAUAAAAACAAGAAAUAGAUUUAGAAGAGGUUCUGGAUGGUGGAGAUAUGUAGUAUUUGUGUGUGCUGAGAUAAAGAAUAUGCCCCGCCCCUUACCCUUGUGAGACUGAGGUGUAAUAAAGGUGCAGUUUAUGAGACUUAGAAAGGUUAAUGAACUGAGAAUUCAGAAUAUCCACAUGUAUAUUGAAAGUCCUAACCAUGAGAUCCAGGGCUGGAACAUAUAUAAAGAUGUGAGCUAGGAACUAAAUUCCUUGGAAUUGAGAGGGAAUGACUUAGAGGUCAAUAGAUAACUCCCACCCAGAUUUUACCAGAAUGAUUUAGUAGAAAGAAUGAACCCCAAAGCAGGAGGGAUGAUUGAGUAAUGGCUGAAGGGGAUGGUUCUUUAAAUAGCUGGAGGAGCAAGGAGUUUGUCUAUUUUUCCACGUGAUUCAGUGUGUUGUGGAGGGAGGAGAAUCAGAGAAGUUGAAUCCAGUGUUGAGAGACAGUGGUCAGAGAUGCAGUGUUCCUGGGAGGAGCCAAGUUUCUGUGGUGGCAAGAAGAUGGAAGGAGCUCAGAGGAAGAAGUCUGAUCUGAAGGGAGGAAAGAUCGAGAAGAUGGUGGACCACCUGGUGAACACAGAGAUCAACAGCCAGAGAAUCGCCGCCGUGGAGAACUGCUUUGGAGCCUCCGGGCAGCCUCUGGCCUUACCAGGCCGGGUGCUCCUCGGCGAGGGCAUCCUGACGAAGGAGUGCCGCAAAAAGGCCAAGCCACGGAUCUUUUUCCUCUUUAACGACAUUCUGGUUUAUGGAAGUAUUGUCAUCAACAAACGCAAGUACAGCAGCCAGCACAUCAUCCCUCUGGAGGAGGUGACCCUGGAGACCCUCCCCAACACCUGGCAGGCCAAAAACCGCUGGAUGAUCAAGACCUCCAAGAAGUCGUUCGUGGUGUCGGCCGCCUCGGUGUCGGAGCGGGAGGAGUGGAUCCGGCACAUCGAGGAGUGCGUGCGGCGCCAGCUGCGGGCCACGGGCCGCCCCCCGACCACGGAGCACGCGGCGCCCUGGAUCCCGGACAAAGCCACGGACAUCUGCAUGCGCUGCACGCAGACCAAGUUCUCGGCCCUCACGCGGCGGCAUCACUGCCGCAAGUGCGGCUUCGUGGUCUGCGGGGACUGCUCCCGGGAGCGCUUCCUCAUGCCGCGCCUCUCCUCCAAGCCCCUCCGCGUCUGUGCCCUGUGCUACCGGGAGCUGGCGGCGGAGAAGCGGAAGGAAGAGGGGGAGGCCGAGGAGGACGGGCAGCGGCGGCCCCCGCGGGGCCUUGCUCACCCGCCGGCAACAACCUACGGGGCCUCCAGUGGGGAGGACGAAAGCGACAAGUCAGACGAGGACAAAGAUGGGGGCUCAGCGGGUUCCUGGCCCAUGGGGCUGGAGUUCUAUGCCUCCGGCGUCAAGUGGUCAUCCUUCCAUAGCUAACCUUUGUCCGCAAACAUCCGGGGUCUGCGUGGAGCGGUCAGGGUUCCCCGGAGCUGUUGUCAGCGUUGGUGAAGGCUUGGAAGCUGGACACUACUGGACAGUUAGACUAGGUUCUGACUCCUAUCCACAGAGCCCCGUUGUGCUGCUUUAUAGUUAGGGAGUGAGCAGCAGGAAAAACCAGGUCAUUCAUCUCGCUGCUCUCAGCGCUCCCACACCCCUAAAAGACUUGCUCCUUUAGUCAAGCUCCUCCCAUCAAGCAGACAGGAAAAACGGGGUACAUUAGGAGGGUCCCACCCCAUAGUCUCAGCCUCCCUCACCUGAGUCAGGGGAGCAUUAUGCAAAAGACUUUCAGAACCUGAGGUGGGGGAAGGCCCCAAAGAGACUCAAAGGAGCAGCUAUCUCCUUCGUUUUUUGGAGCUCCAGCCCAAGAUCAUCUACGUCCAAAAGAGCCAACUGCCCCAAGGACAAGCCGCUGCCCUGGUUAGCAGCCCCUAGCCCCUCCAGUCCGAAUUCUCUGCCACAUCAUUACUACAAAAGGUUUCCUAGGGUGAUCAGAAACAUUUCUUCAUCCCAGGAACCAUUCUGGGAGGGGCCUAAGGAACCAGUGGGGGUCCGGAGAAUCCUGAAGCCAGAUGCCCAGGGAUCUCAGAGGCCUUCCUCCCUUUUAUAGAAAAACCUGCAAUCCAGAGAGCCCCAGAAUUUCUCCUUCAGAGCUCUCCCCAGGGUGUCCAGAAGGACCCGAUGCUGACUUCCCUGCCUAAGGUGCUGUGCAGCACUGAAAAAGCCACAUUUCUUUAGUCUAGAAAAGGAUAGGGCACAUGACUGUGGGACUUCCUAUAUGUUGUAUCAGCCCAAAUGUUCAUAAUUGUAAUACAUCUCACACCUCCUCCACAUUUCAUUCUUUCCUUCUCUUCAUGCUACCAGUCUGGGUGGUACAGUGGGGGAAAGGGGAAAGGCAGACUUAGGAGGAAAAGGCCAAGAGCGGGGGCCAUGUGUACAUGAUUGGGAGGGAGAUGCUUCUAAGGCAUUGACGCAGAUGCAGAGACAUAUUUGUCUGUUGAAGCAGAAAUCUGUUUUCCUUGGCUUUUCUGCUUUGAAGGAAAGCUCUCCAUCUUUUUCCUAAGCUCAGCAAGGUCUGCUCUCUCCUGGCUGAAUUUAGUAAAUCUGUCUUAUUUGGUUUAAACUGUCUAAUUGAUGACUUGAAAGAAGGAAAAUUUUUCAGCAUCCCUUACAGCUGAAUGCUAUUUUAUUUUAAAACCAUACUUUGAUAUAUUCUCUUGGCUUGGAGGGAACAGUCUUAAAGAGCCUGGAAUGGAUAUUUCUGGCCAUUUAGUUUUGGGAAUCUUACCCUGCUCUUUCCCUCCUGUCUAUAUUGGCUCAGGCACAUAGCUCAUUUUGCCCAAAGGUGAAGAAGGCACAGGGAAGGACAACCCCAUCUCACCACCACCACUAUAAAUCUCCCCAUUCUGUAAAUGGAACUAAGAUGGGUGGGUGAAAUUUCACAUUUAAAGGUCCUCUUCCUUUUAAAAAUUCAACUAUCCUUAGAAGAAAUUAAAUAAUUAUCUUCCCAUACCUUAAUGCAAGUGAGAUUGUUUUUCCUCUUUGGCCAUGGGCCCUCAAAGGAAAAGCGAAGAAAAACCAGCAAAAAAUGGAGACAUUGUUUGUCUUUAAUAUUUCUCAGACCCUCACCAUUUUGGAGCCUUAUUGAAAACUUAGUCCAUAGUUAAGAAGCCCUUUCCUCCUCCUCCCUAGAUCUUUUAACAUAAGGGCUCUCUCUCAUCCAGAUUAAUAGUUCCAAUUGGUCUGGAUGGUUUGCUAAUGAGCUACAACCCCUGGGAGUUCAAUCCCCUGAGAUACAAAAGGAUACAAGGAAGAGAAGACAUAAAAGUGGGGAAUUGGGCAAAUAUAACACAGUCCAGGAGUUGUUUCACUACCUUUAAAACAUUGGGGUGGCACUCAGAACUUAAUAAGCAGCAGCUCUCAAAGCCUUUUUUUCCCUUUCCUCCUUUCAAAAUCCAAUAUAAAGCCCUUUUCCUUAUAGACCGGGGUCAAAGUGGAAUUUGCCCUCAACCCCCAGCAUAUGGUUUGUGAAGAAAUAUCUUGCCCUGGGAACCCCAGUGUUCCUUUUCCUCAGAACAAAGUCCAGUGCUUUCCCCAGAGAAACUAGGGCCCCAAGGAUGAGUGGGAAGUUUCUGUGGUAAUAGCUGCCUCAGCAACUUCUUUCAGGAGCCAGAUUCCAUUUGGUUCUGAGAAACCUCCAAAUGGGGAUAAAGGUUUCAGGGUUUGGGAAACUCACAAGACAGAGGGCUUGGUUUGGCAGGCAAAUAAGGCCUGUGGGUUGGAGGGCAUUCCACAUGGCUCCACACCGUUUGGAGCUCCCCAUCUAGCUAUAUUUCAUUCUCUCCUUCCUCUUCUCCCUUUUUUCUUUCCAUCUCUCUCUCUUUUUCUUUCCUAUCCUCCCUCCUCACUUCUCUUUCCUUCUGUCUGGUCCCCAAACUGCUGACCACCCUCACUGCUCUGAGUCUUCUUCUUGAUGCUCUGCCUUGGUUCUCCCCUACCUAUCUGACAACACCUUGAUCCCCUUUGAUGGAUCCUUCAUGGCCUGCCUUCCAAUUGUGGUUAUAUCCAUAGACUCUACCCUGGACCUUUUCUAUGAUCUCUUCUGGUCCCACGCAUUCAUUAUUUCUAAGUAGACAAUGCCCAGAUCUAUAGAUCCAGGUUUAGUGUUUCUCCUGAACUGCCAUAACUAUCUCAAGCUCAAUCUGUCUAAAACAGAACUCAGUAUCUUUUCCCCCAAAACUCAUCCCUUUCCUAACUUCCCUAGUUCCCGUAAGAGCAGCAUCACCUUACCAGGCACUUAGAUUGGUGACAAUGGAGUCAUCACUGACUCUUCAUUCUCUUUCAUCAAUCAAUAAAGUGUCUAUCAUGUCUACUUUAUCAGUGUGUUAAGGUUCUGGAAAUACAGAGAUAACCAUAAAAAAAUUGAUUCCUUGCCUCAAGAAGCUUCUUUGGGAAGAGACAAUACACACAUAUUUCAGAAUAUAGAGAAAGCAUACAAAAUACAUACAAGAUAAAUUAGUAGAAGCACAGGUGGCUGGUGAUGAAGAAAGGCUUUAUUAUUGCAUUGAGGUGACCUUUGAAUGAAAUUAAGGAUUCUGAGAGAUAAAUUUAAGGAAGGAGUGUGUUGAAGGCAUGAGAUACAGCUAGGCAAAGGCAUGGAAUUGGGAAGUGGACUGUUAUGUGUUCUGUAGGCCAGUUUACCUACUGUAGUGUGUGCAAAGGGGAGUAAUAUAAUAAACCUGAAAAAGUAGAUUAGAGCCAAGAUGAAGGAAUGUAAAUACCAAGCAAAACCAAAAUUCUGUGUAUUUAAGAGCCAUUUGAGUUUAUUGAACAAGGGAAUGACAUGAUUAGACAUGCUCUAAGUACAUAUCUUUUUGCAAGCUGUGUGAAGAAUAGGUUGGAAAGACUCCUAGAGAGGAGACCAUUUGGGCAAGGAAACUAAUUAGAAGGCUACUGCAAUGUUGCAGAGGAGAGGUGAUGAGGGCUAUGUGAAUGGAGGGGGAAAUAGGAGUGAGAGACGUUCUACAGGUCAAAUUGAGAAAUAGAUUGUCAAACUGUCAAAUUGACAAUAGACUGGAUGUUCGGAAUUAACAAGAAUGAGAAAUCAGGAAUAAUGCUGAAGCUGGGAAAGUAGAAUGUGAGGAAGAGGGCAGGAUAGAAAAUAGGUUCUCUUGGAAAUGUUGACUUUGAAUACUUAUGGGACAUCCAGUAGUAUAUAUCUAACAGGCAGUGAGUAAUAGAUACUAGAACUCAGGAGAGAGACUAGGGCUGGAUAUAUAAAUCUCUGUAGAAAUGACAUUUAAACCUAUGGAAGAUGAUGAAAUAACCUAAAACAGGAGUUCUUGACCUGGAGUCUGUGAUUUUUUUUAAUAUUAGGAUCACUGAGUUCCUAUAUAAUUGAAUUGUUUUGUAAUCCUAUGUAUUUUGCACAAUUUAAAAACAUCCGAAAAGGAUCACAAAAGAAAUUAAGAAACCCUGGCCUAAAGAUAGAAGAGGACAUAACACAGAACUGUGGGUUGCCCCCACAUUUGGAGCACAGGUUAUAGGUAAUGAACUGGCAAAGAAGUCAGAGAACCAAGAGAUACCUGUUCACUUAAAAACUCAGGAGAAAGUAUCAAGGAGGAAGGGCUCAUCAACUGUCCAAUAUUUCAUUUUCUGCAUCUUGUUCAUUAAUUCUCUCCAUUCAUACAGCCGCCAUCCUUUUAAUGCCCUAAUCACCUCAUCACCCCUCACUUGAACUAUUGCAACAGCCUUCUAAUUGGUCUCUCUCUCUUGACAACUCCUUCCCCCAAUCUGAUUUCCACUCAGCUGCCAAAGUGCUAUUCCCAAAAUGUCUCUGACCAUGUCAUAACUCUGCUCCAAAUGAGCAGAGGAAGGCUUCCUAUUGCCCCCAGGAUAAAAUACAAACUCCUGUGCUUGGCAAUAAAAGCCCUUUGCAGCGUGACUCUAGGCUCCCUUUAUAAGCAUAUUACAUAUUACUCCCAUUCAUGAACUUUACUUUUUGGCUAAAAUUUUCUGGUUGUUCCUUCCUCAUUUGCCUUCUCCAUGCCUAUGUAUAUGCUGUCCCCCAUGCUUGGACUUAUAAGGAUAUUAUAAGGAUCCCUAGCUUUCUUAAAGGCUCUACUCAUAUACUGUCUCCAACAGCCGCUAGUACCUCUUUCCUACUUGGCAUAUGGUAGAUCCUGGAUAGAAGGUUGUUGAUCUCACUCUGUCCUUCAUCUUGGCUCUCCUUUCCCCUUCCCUCUCUUUCCCUCUCUUAGUUUCUCUCUUCUUUCUUCUUUCUUCUUCCACCUCCUUGUAGGAGGAAAUGGAUGAAUGUGACAAUACUCAUCACUCUGCUUUCCCUAAUAGAGCACUGCAGUUGACAAAGCCAUUCCCUAUCUCCUUCCCCCUCCCAAGGUGGAGAAUAGCCUUGAAGAAUAUUGUAUUGACCCUUGUUCUGAAGGAUGACAUGUAACCCUCCUAGAGAUAGAUGCUGUAUCAUUAGGGACUUUGUGCGGUGGGUAUAUGCAAAGCUGUGUCUGAAUUUUGUUGAACUUGGAGUCUGAUUCUUUGACAAAUCACUGCGAGUGCAUGCACUAAGUGGGAGCAGAGGUUCCUCACACACUCACUCUAAACUCAUUUAUCUUAAAGCAAACUCCUCAAGCAAGCCUGUUUGUGAAUUAAAUGGAGCCCACCUCUACAGGGAGACAGGGAGAAAGACCUGGAUUUAUAGCACCUCUCCUAAACUGGGGUCCCAGAGUCCCUGGGGCUGAAUAGCAGAUCUUAUUGCUACCCCCGAAAACUGACCUGCUCUGCCUGAAAGCUCAUGGGGCCACCCUCCACCUCUGCCCCAUGAAGUUGUCCAAGAUUACAAAGGGCAGCUGGGAGACAAGGGGAAAGGAUCAGAGAUCUGGAGCCGGGCAGGACCUCGGGCCAUCCAGUCCAACCGCCCUCCUUUUUAUAGUUAAAAAAAAAAACUGAGGCCCCUGGGUAAAAAUGCCUUGCCCAAGAUGACCCUAGUGGUGAACCUCACAGGUAAUAUCUGAAUUUAGGUCCUCUACCUAGAAGACUGGUGGUCUUUGCUCUGGGCCAGGCUGGUGGCUAAGAUAAUGUGCCAGGAGAUAGAAUGAGACCACAUUCAGAGACGCGGAGGCUCUGGGUUCAAAUCUUAGCUCCACCAAACAUUAGCUCUGUGUGUGUGUGUGUGUUUGGGGUGGGGGAUAGUCUCUUCUUCCUGGUCCUCAGUUUCCUCCUCUACAGGGUGAGGGGGAUGGACUAAACGAUCUAUAACGUCUCAUUCCAGUUCUCAAUCUUUUGAUCCUCUGAUCAUAAGUUGCUAAGCCAAAGGGGCAUGCGAGCCAGCAAUCUUGCCUGGGCUCAUUGGGAAUGUGGAAUGGGAACAACUAAUUCCUGGGCCUCUGUUUCUCGAAGAUCCUUUUCCGCCGAAGUCUGCGGUUGUCGCUUCUCGAGGAAUCUUGUGGAUGGAACUUGGAGGGAUAAUUUGGGAAACAUCUGCAACCAUUUCUGCCUGGUGGUGCACGGGGCAUCUGGAGGACAGUGGGGGCUAACGUCCCCACUUUCAAGAAUAGGCCUCCUUUGUAGCAUCCUGCCUUUGUGCCCCCAGGAAGUUUUUUGGCAUUGGCAAAUUAUCCCCUUUUUCUAAAUGUGAAGAUGGCAAUAGAAAAACACCACCCACAUCGGGACCAGCUGGAAGAUUCUGCUAGGAUUGUGAAUUUUCAGGUUAAACUUUGCUUUUCUCCCCCUUCUUCCUCCUUCCUCUCCCAUGUCAGGGGAGAUUAAUAUUCUUUUUUUUUUUUAAAGAGAGUGCUUGAGGUUUGGAAGAAAUACUCUUUUUAUGUGGGGGUGGGAAGCCGCCAACUGUAAUUUCCAUGUGCAGCUCCAUUAGUUGUGGCUGCUUCGGGUUUCCAAAACCACUGGCCCCUGUGCAGAGAACAGUAGGAACUGUCUCAUCCUGUGGAUGUUUCCAGCCACAAAGACUUUGUUCCUUCCGCAAAACACAAGGGAAGCAAAGGCUGGUGAUGAUUCUGCCAGGAGCUGAUUUGACUUGCAGACUUCAGGUCCCCAAAGAAAUAAGCUCCUGUCUCCACGGGAAUGUCCUGGCUGGGUUUUCAAAGAAAAAUGAGCAAUUCUUAAACUACCUUACAGAAUCCUAGAAUGUUAGAGUUGGAAGGAACUGUUGGUGCCCUCAGUACCAAUCCCCUAAUUUUUAAUAGAAGAAUAAACUAAGUCCUAAAUAAGGAAAGUGGCACAUUAAAGGUAAAAUACUAGGAUUAUUUUUUUUAAUUGGAAGGAACUUUAGUGGUCAUAUACCUUUGACAGAUGAGAAAACUGAGCUCUAGAGAGGUUAAAUUAUUUGCUAAAAGUCACACAAAUAAUAAGCAUCAAAGAUGAGAUGUCAAUCAAGAUCCUCUCUUUCCAAAGCUAGUGUUAUUUCCUUUCCCAUGAAAAUAGGUUCAGAGUGUUUUUCAACUGGAAUGGACCUUUUGAGGUCAUCUGGUCCAACUCUUUCAUUUUCAGAGGAAAUUGAGGGUCAAUGAAGUCAAAUGUCUAAUUUAAAAUUACACACAUAAGUAAUUAACAGGAGGGACAAGAACCCUAGAAUAGCAAUCUAGAAAUCAUGACUUCUAAGAAUUCUUUUAAAGACUGGCAAUCAAUCUGAUUCAUCCAUUUUGAAAAUCUGGAUUUUUUCAGGUCAAGUUCUUAUGAAACGAGACCCACUACAAACAUUUACAAAAUUUAGGUAACUUCUUUUUUGGAGUUAUAUGUGCCAAGCUGGAUGUUACAGACUUUCAGGCACUAUUUUGGGAACUCAUUGGAUUUGCCAUAGAAUUAGGCAUUCCUGGGUGCAAGGUCCAAAAGAAAUCAGGUAAUAGGUCCAAGAGCAUUUUAUUGACUCUCUCCAUAGGACCACAGGAUCUGCAGCUAGAAGGUAUCUGAAAAACUUUGUUUCUGUCUUGAUCCUACAUAAUAAACACACUAAUCUCCUAA